GCGAUGCGCGCGUUGAGCUCGAGGAGAGUCAAGGCGUCAAAACGCACCAGGACUUGGAGGAGGAGAGCUUCCUAUUGGGGGGGAAAAAAAGAAUUAUAUACCUCUUAAAAAUAAUCUAUAUACURAUAACUAAGAUGGAAAGAAUCCUGAGAGCGGAGAGAGGAUGAUGAUGGGGGCUUCAGAGGAAGGUCAUUCCCAGAAACCAGAAGCUUUGUUCUGACGCGGAUAUUUGGAGUACACAGGCUGCAAGUGAAGACAUUUGUCCCUGCUUUUUAUACCCGGCACGGCAUGGAAGGAUUCGGACCUGGACAAAGCAGCACUGGAUAGAGGACCUGACAAGCACAGAGAGAACUGUGAGUAAGGACCCCUAAAGYAGAGAGGACCUGGGCUACUGUGGCUGUUUUUCAUCGUUUAUAAGCUGGUGGGCUCCACUCUCACAGCUGAUGACUGUCCCUCCGGAGGCUGGAGAACUGGGCUUAGCGGCAAGCCCGUGUGUUUGCUGAAGGGCACUUCCCGGCUUGUAUGUUGGUCACCUGCGCUCGCUCUCACUCCAAGGGAUCAUGUGGUUUUUUCAGAGGAGAAAUCAUUUGCCCUUUCAGAACUGGCACAAUGUCCACAAACGCACCAGCRUCUGUGUGUCUUUGUGGGUCCUGAGCUUCAGUUGGUGCUUCGCAGCUGUGCAAGGCCAGAACUACCACCCCAGUGUGAACACGCAGUACGGGAAACUCCGAGGGGUGAGGGUACCCCUGCCCAGCGAGAUCCUGGGACCGGUUGACCAGUAUCUCGGGGUCCCGUACGCGGCUCCCCCCGUGGGGGAGAAGCGCUUCAUGCCCCCGGAGCCUCCUUCUUCCUGGUCUGGGAUCAAGAACGCCACCCACUUUGCUCCCGUCUGCCCCCAAAAUAUUCACAACGCUGUGCCAGAGAUCAUGAUGCCAAUAUGGUUCACCUUUAAUCUGGAUAUAGUUACCACAUACAUACAGGAUCAACAUGAAGACUGUCUUUACCUAAACAUCUAUGUCCCGACAGAAGAUGGGGCCCAUGCAAAAAAACACGGCGAGGAUUUAUCGGAGAAUGACGGUGAUGAAGACGAAGACAUACGAGACACCGGGGCCAAGCCCGUGAUGGUCUACAUCCACGGAGGGUCCUACAUGGAGGGGACGGGCAACAUGAUCGACGGGAGCGUCCUAGCCAGCUACGGGAACGUCAUUGUUAUCACGCUCAACUAUCGCGUCGGAGUCCUCGGCUUUCUUAGUACAGGUGACCAGGCUGCUAAAGGGAACUAUGGGCUCUUGGACCAGAUCCAGGCAUUAAGGUGGAUUAGUGAGAACAUCGGCUUCUUUGGAGGAGAUUCCAACCGUAUCACAGUCUUUGGUUCUGGAAUUGGAGCUUCCUGUGUCAGUCUACUCACCCUCUCCCACCACUCUGAAGGUCUGUUCCACAGAGCAAUCAUUCAGAGUGGGUCAGCCCUCUCCAGCUGGGCGGUCAACUACCAGCCGGUCAAGUACACGCGUCUCCUGGCYGAAAAGGUGGGCUGCAAUGUCCUGGACACGUCGGACAUGGUGGACUGUCUACGAAAGAARAGCUCCAGGGAGCUGGUGGAGCAAGACAUCCAGCCUGCGAGGUACCACGUAGCCUUCGGGCCUGUGAUUGACGGUGAUGUUAUUCCCGAUGACCCCGAGAUCCUGAUGGAGCAGGGCGAGUUCCUCAACUACGACAUCAUGCUGGGGGUCAACCAAGGCGAAGGGCUGCGAUUCGUGGAGAACGUGGUGGAUUCUGAAGACGGCGUGUCUGGAAACGAUUUUGAUUUCUCCGUGUCGGAUUUCGUGGACAGCCUAUAUGGAUACCCUGAGGGAAAGGACACGCUUCGGGAAACCAUAAAGUUCAUGUAUACAGACUGGGCAGACAGAGACAACCCAGAGACCAGACGGAAGACCCUGGUGGCUCUGUUCACCGACCACCAGUGGGUUGAGCCAUCGGUGGUGACGGCUGAUCUUCACGCUCGUUAUGGCUCACCCACCUACUUCUACGCCUUCUACCACCACUGCCAGAGCCUCAUGAAGCCUGCAUGGUCAGACGCRGCCCACGGGGACGAAGUGCCCUAUGUCUUUGGAAUUCCUAUGAUUGGUCCCACUGACCUUUUCCCAUGCAACUUCUCCAAAAAUGAUGUCAUGCUAAGUGCUGUGGUCAUGACCUACUGGACAAACUUUGCUAAAACUGGGGAUCCCAACAAACCAGUUCCCCAGGACACCAAGUUCAUCCACACCAAGGCCAACCGCUUCGAGGAGGUGGCCUGGUCCAAGUACAACCCCCAGGACCAGCUGUAUCUGCACAUCGGCCUAAAGCCGCGCGUGCGAGACCACUACCGGGCCACCAAAGUGGCUUUCUGGAAACACUUAGUGCCCCACCUGUACAACCUUAACGAGAUCUUUCACUACACCUCCACCACCACCAAAGUGCCACCGCCAGAGACUACGCAGAACAGCUUGUCCACCAAGAGGCCCACCGGGAAGAGCUGGCCCUUCAACACCAAGCGGCCCCCCAUGUCUCCGGCCUACAACAACGAGGAUAAGGACACGUGGAGUGACGAAGACGAGUCCGGGCCUCUUGUCGUGGAGAACCCGCGGGAUUAUUCCACGGAGCUCAGUGUCACCAUCGCAGUGGGGGCCUCGCUGCUCUUCCUCAACGUGCUGGCUUUCGCUGCGCUCUACUACCGCAAGGACAAGCGGCGGCAGGACUCGGGCCACGGGCAGCCCAGCCCGCAGCGGCAGACCACCGCCAACGACAUCGGCCACCACGCGCCCGAGGAGGAGAUCAUGUCRCUGCAGAUGAACCAGACACACCACGAGUGCGAGGCGGGGAACAGCAACGAGGGGGCGCUGCGCCUGGCCUCGCUGCCCGACUACACGCUCACACUGCGCCGCUCCCCGGACGACAUCCCCCUCAUGACCCCCAACACCAUCACCAUGAUCCCCAACUCCCUGGUGGGCAUGCCCAACCUCCACCCGUACAACACCUUCACGACCGGCUUCAACUCCACUGGCCUGCCGCACUCCCACUCAACCACCCGCGUAUAGCUUUAAGGA
Molecule: messenger RNA, 3083 nt
Organism: Austrofundulus limnaeus
Lineage: Eukaryota; Metazoa; Chordata; Actinopteri; Cyprinodontiformes; Rivulidae
Gene: nlgn3a
Product: neuroligin 3a
Exons: 7
Coding region: 561-3074 (837 amino acids)
Cellular component (GO): membrane
Molecular function (GO): neurexin family protein binding
Source: RefSeq, a predicted model, not a curated record